Cryptomeria japonica (Japanese cedar) is the source of this 2903-nucleotide messenger RNA. Its product is annotated as zinc finger protein ENHYDROUS. The coding region runs from base 584 to 2365 and encodes 593 amino acids. Gene Ontology annotation, molecular function: DNA-binding transcription factor activity. Lineage: Eukaryota; Viridiplantae; Streptophyta; Pinopsida; Cupressales; Cupressaceae. The transcript is spliced from 3 exons. Gene Ontology annotation, cellular component: nucleus. The record is from RefSeq and is a predicted model, not a curated record.
UCUACUUUUACAGAACAGACAUUUGGCUUUUUGGUUUAUUCAUUAGCAUUAUAAUCCAAACCAUAAAGCCGUUUUGCUAUUUAUCCCAGAGUUUUUUUCCUUCCUUCCUUCAGGGGCUAAUUAUGAUAAGAGUUGCAAAGCCUGCAGGCUAUGAAUAGGGCCACUAAUUCUGGUGGCGAGUGCUAAUACAGUUGGCCAGCGUGGGGUUCUUUCUGUCCAUGCCUGGAGCUCAUCUCAUUCCUUUAUUUAAUCUCUUCAUCUUGCCACUAUUGUUUUAUAUGUAUAUAUAUACAUGCUUGGGAUUAGAUGACUGAUGGGUAUCACUACUGUAUUUGGUUGUAUGUUUGGGUAGUAGCCUAGGCAAUCAGAGAUUGAUAGAAUAAGGAAGCCACGAUUCAAUAAGAAGUUUGUUUCGUAUGUUUGGGUAGCCUAGGUAAUCAGAGAUUGAUAUAAUAACGAAGCAUGAUUCAAUAAGAAGUUUGUUUAGUAUGUUUGGGUAGCCUAGGCAAUCAGUGAUUGAUACAAUAAGGAGCCAUGUUUGAAUAAGAAGUUUGUUUCUUUCUUUCUUUCUUUGUGGGUAUGUAUGCAUGCAUUAAGUAAUUCCCUGUGCUCUCUGCUAAAGCCCUCUUUGGAGGUGGCUCUUAGUUUGUCAAAUAUGACGGCCUUGCCCUCGCCUGGAACAGCUGCCUCGGGCACUUCUGGGUCUCAUCAUAUCCAAUCCAUUCCGGGAUUCAAUUGCUCGUCUCCUCUUCAGCUUUCUUCCUCCGCCGCCGCCAAUAACAACAACAACAACAAACGGAAACGCCGUCCUGCAGGAACGCCUGAUCCCGAUGCAGAGGUGGUGGCAUUGUCGCCCAAGACGUUAAUGGAAUCCGAUAGAUAUGUAUGCGAGAUAUGCAACCAGGGCUUCCAGAGAGAUCAAAAUCUGCAGAUGCACAGGCGCAGGCACAAAGUGCCAUGGAAGCUCUUGAAAAGACCCACACCGGAAAUUCGCAAACGGGUGUAUGUGUGUCCAGAUCCAACUUGCCUGCACAAUGAUCCGUGCCAUGCUCUUGGAGACCUGGUUGGCAUCAAGAAACACUUCAGGAGGAAACACAGCAUCGAGAAGCAAUGGAAGUGUGAGAAGUGCUCUAAGGGCUAUGCUGUUCAAUCCGAUUACAAAGCCCACCUCAAGACCUGUGGUACCAGAGGACAUUCCUGUGACUGUGGCAGAGUUUUCUCCAGAGUGGAAAGCUUCAUAGAACACCAAGACAAUUGCAACGCCGCUAAGGAAAGAGCAACUUUUGGGUACAGUGAUCCACCAAGCCUGCCAUCCUUAACAGGAAGAACCAGCAGUUCCAACGACACAUUCAGCGCCAACAGGUCCGGGAUUUCAUCAGCCGGAAGGCCAUUUGAAUCCACAAAGUUUCAGGACCAAGCCUGGCUGAAAGUGAAUCAGAGAGAGCGUCAAUUCCUCCCUGCAAAGAACAAACCCAAUACAUCAGAAACAACACUCCAAGGGGCUGUAACCAAUGUAGGCGCUGCAGUACUAUUUAGAGAUCAUAUAAAAAUCCCAAUUACCCAUUCUCCCUCAGCACCCAUUGAACCAAUCCGUUCAUCUACCUCAGAAGAAGACAUGUUCGAAAAUGCUCCGGGGCUGCAGCUCUCUAUUGGCUUAAGAACCGACUACAAGAUCAAAUCACCAGUGAGAACAGACCGCAGACCAAAAAGGCUCACGCUCCCUGAAGAUAUCAGUUCCUGGAAACCAGUAGACCAUGAAGAAACGGGAACACAUAUGAAGAACGGAGAUCCCUCAGGCAUGGUUACAGGAGCUGCCAGUUUUGUAGGUCGAAGAAAUAACAGCCAGAGAAACCAGUCAUCCUCUGAAAUGCUCUGGGCACCUGCUCAAAUGAUGGUCAGACGGGAUUCAAGCCUGCUCUAUCUGCCAUGGAUAUCCGGGCAGCAAAACGCAGCCACCGAAUCUCUGGGGAGCAAAACAGAAAUGCCCUCAGCUCAGAGCGACAUUGCAGGAGCUGAGCUUCUGAAAAGACAGGCGAGAGAACAACUCAGACAGGCAUCUCAGGAAAAGGCUUCUGCUGAGCAGGCCAGAGAUUUGGCCAAGAGACAGAUCGAAUUGGCCGAAGCAGAAUUUGCCACUGCAAAAAGAUUACAAGAACAGGCUCGAGCACAACUGGCCCAUGCUCAGCAGCUCAAAGAACAAGCCACCCGCAGGAUUGAUGAAACCAGACUUGAAAUAACAUGCCAAGCUUGCCGCCAACAGUUCAUGUGUCAUGUUAAUGCCGUCAGUAGUAGUUCUAAUGGGCUUCAACUGGAGUUGCAGUCAGAUUUUCAAGGAUGCACGAAUGAUCCGAAGAAGGAAGCGUGAGGAAAGGAAAUCAUAUCAUAUCAUAUCCCUGCAACGCCUGUAAUUUAUCAAAUUCGGUAAGCGGAUCGUGUCCUUGGAUAAUUUCUUGAAUGCAUGCAUAUAUUCUUUUGCUAGAGUUGGAUCAAUAAGAUGUCUGGUUGUCCGUGUUAUAAUCACAGAACUAGUUGCAUCAAGUUGCCCACUGUUCAUUCUGCAUAUAAUGUAUAUGAUGUUCAGAUUAUGGGAAAUUGGAAAUUCACAAAUAUGCCUCGUGAAACACCAAUUUGGAACCCUAAUAAAAAUCAAGCAUCGUAUGUUAUUUUCUUUGCUAUGCCUUUCCUAUGUAAAUCUGCUUCCUGGGUCAUCUACUCAACCACCUAAUCUGUUUCUUCUUCUUAAUAAUCAAAUUAUUCUGGUUCUCAGUCUCGUCAUUUUAUCAAUAAUGAUGGAUUCAGUCCCAAUGUUUCAGAAGAACAGACUGUGCAUUGUGUUUGGUAUUUGUUUACUCACAAUUGUUUCAUAAGAUUAUAAGUGAGAACAGAUAUAUAUCUUUUCACUG